This is a messenger RNA of Drepanopeziza brunnea f. sp. 'multigermtubi' MB_m1, 666 nucleotides long. RefSeq lists its product as uncharacterized. The record is from RefSeq and is a predicted model, not a curated record. NCBI's taxonomy places the organism in Eukaryota, Fungi, Ascomycota, Leotiomycetes, Helotiales, Drepanopezizaceae.
AUGGCAAUGGCCAUGUGUGCGACGCCCUCGACAACUCCCUCCAGUUUGGUCUCGGCGAAUGAAGCAAAAAGUAUCACAUCGGUCGUCGGCGUCUUCGAUUUCGCCGCGCUUAUCCUAGACAGCGAUCUUCGCUAUACCAACAACCGUCUCCAGGUCCACGGUACAGUGGUGAUUACGAAAGUAGUCACGGGUGCAGAGGUCCAAUACUAUGCCACCCUCAACUAUUGCAGCGUCCUCCGGUGGAAGUUUAGCUGCGAAGCGGGCAAGGACCCGGAGACGGGCAUGGAGGAGUGGAUCUUUUACAACUUCCAGCUGCUGGAGUCCGACUUCCCGGGAAAGGACCAGACAGAAUUCCGUACCGAGGUCGAGAUAGCCUGCAUCGACCCGUCCAGAUACCUGGAACCCGAUUCGGGGGCACCCAACUUCCCGGUCUUGCGCUGUGUGAUACGAUACGACGUGCAUCCCAGAAUCACUGCCCGCUUGAAGAAGGCGGAAUGCUACGCCAAAUGGAGGAGAGAUGUCAACACGGUUGCCAAGUUCGAAGGUGCCGAGCGGAAGGAGUUGAUGGAAUUGGUUCGAAGAUGUAACUUUCCCUUUGGGGAAAUGCCCGGUGGUUUGGAGGAGGAGAACGACUCCGAGCCAGAGAUCUUUCAGAUGGAAUUGUGA